GAAACUCUGUGCAGGGAGGAAGUUUAGAUAGGAUGUCAGCGCUGCAGAGAAGAGGAGAAGCAGCCAUCUGACGGGAGACAUGGCCUCCAUCCCUGAACCCCUCAGGGACUCCUCCUCCCUGGAGAAGCAUCUGUCCUGCUCCAUCUGCAUGGAACUCUUCAGAAAUCCAGUUACUACAUCGUGUGGUCACUCCUUCUGUCAGGGAUGCCUUAAUAGCCACAUCAAAUAUUUGUCCACAAUGUGUCCUCUUUGCAAAACCCAUAUUAACAAAACACCAGGGGUAAACAUUGUCCUCAGGGACGUCAUUGAACACACAAAAGCUGCAGCGCAGAACAGGUAUACGGGCGCGGCCGGGGAAGUGGCCUGUGAUGUGUGCACGACUUCAAAGAUGAAGGCGGUGAAGUCCUGCCUCGUGUGUCUCACCUCUUACUGCUCAGCUCACCUGCAAAGCCACUCUUCCCAGCGGCUGAAGGGCCACAAGCUGGUGCAGCCAAUCAAGGACCUGGAUGCACGAGCCUGCCUCACACACGGACGCCCCUACGAGCUCUACAACAGGAAGCAGCAGGCGUGCAUUUGUGUUUCCUGUAUGAAGGAAGGUCAGAACGAUGUUGUCUCCAUAGAAGACGAAUGGAACAAGAGGAAGGUUCAACUUCAAAGCACCAAAGCAGAGCUGAAAGAAAAGGUUGAAAAGAGAAAAGCAAAGAUGGAGGAAGUUGAUGCAGCUCUGAACGUUUGCAUGGACAAGCUGGAGAACGAAAUGUUGGAUGUGGAAGCCGUCUUCAAGGCUGUGUUCAACAUCCUGGAGGCCGCCCAGGCAGCAGCUAUGCAGCCACUGGAAGGACGGAGGUGGUUGUUGGAGAAAGAAGCAAAAGAAUUGAAGGAUGAAUUAGAGGCAGAAAUCAGCAAACUCCAGGUUGCAGUCUAUGAGCUGGAAGACAUAUCAGCACUAGAGGAUCACAUUUUAUUCCUUCAGAGAUUCCCUUCACUCGCCAACAAGGAUGACAUGAAGGACUGGACGAAGGUGGAGCUCGACACGUCGCUGUCCUUUGGCUCCAUGAGAAAAAUCACAGAGGAGCUGAUUGAAAAGUUUCAACAGGAACUGGACCGGCUGAGCUCCAUUGAUCUUAAGAGGCUUUCACCAUUUACAGUGGAUGUAAAGCUGGAUCCAAACACCGCUCACAAACGCUUGGCUCUCUCUGAAGACGGAAAGGAAGUGGGAGACUCAGGAGAAGACCAGGAAAUAUCUGACUCUUCCGGCCGGUUUGAUCUUUUCGGCAGUGUUCUGGGCCUCAACUGUUUCUCCUCCGGCAGAUCCUACUGGGAGGUGGAGGUCGGCAACAAGACGGGGUGGGAUCUGGGUGUGGCAACGGGAGGCGCCAGCCGUAAGGGCAAACUCACACUGAGUCCAGAAAACGGCUACUGGGUUCUGGUUCAUUAUGAGGAGGAGAAGUAUGCAGCCAUGGCGUCAGUGCCGCUUAGUCUGUUCCUGAAAGAAAACCCCACCAGAGUUGGUUUGUUCGUGGACUACGAGGAAGGCCUUGUCUCCUUCUAUGAUGUGAGGGCUCAGUCUCAUAUCUAUUCCUUCACUGCGUGCUCCUUCAAAGAGGAGCUUUACCCGUAUUUCAGUCCUCAUUUGAGAGUGGAGGAGAAAAACAUCCAACCUUUGGUUAUCUGCAGUGGAAAACAGCUGGAAAUUGAACUGGAUGCCGAAUGGAAAUGUUUGUGCUCCAUUUAUGUUGAUGAGGAGGAGACUGAGGCUCAUCCAUGACCAGUACAUGUUUCCUGUACGUACAGUGGUUCCUCGCUAUAUCGUGGUUCACUUCUUGUGGUCUUGCGGUUUUGUGUAUUUUUCAAAGUGCAUUGGGUUCUGUGUCCUUAUUGGUUGUAGACAAUUGUGAAAUAAUCUCUUCUGUGCUGACUCCAGUAGAGACUGCCAAAUUUACGUAAAUCUUCAAUCAAUCAAGAUUAGAUCCUUGUUUCCUUUCAGUCAAUUCACUUAAUACAACAAAUAUUCUAUGGGAUAUCCCGUAGAACAUGUGUUUAAAUUUUUCCUCUCCUUCAAUUCAAUUAAAUUGUUUUCCAUUUCCCUCAGAGAAUAGAAGCUAUAGACAUAUUUUUUGGAGGUCUAUAACAUGGGACUUAUUUUCAUGUUUGUACAUAUUUCCAGUAAAGUCUAGUUUUAACUCUUUACUUUGGCUGAUUAUUGUUAUGCUUGAAUAGUUUUGGCAGUUGUUAUAUUAGUCAUAACUGUUGUGUUUAAAUGCAAUACCUUAACAUCUAUCUGUCAUGUUUAUGUACACAUUUAACUAUCAAACAUUCAGGGAACAAAUUGUUUUACCUGAAAGCCAUUCUCCUUUAUAUUUGGCCUUUAGUUGGAUAUCACUACAAGGCCUUUGACAUCAAAAUUGCCAACAUUAGGAAAUAUAUCUCAAUAAAUCAGUCAUUUACCUACAUAUGUUUGAAGAAAUUGCAAUAUAUAGAUG
Oryzias melastigma (Indian medaka) is the source of this 2483-nucleotide messenger RNA. RefSeq names its product E3 ubiquitin-protein ligase TRIM39. Lineage: Eukaryota; Metazoa; Chordata; Actinopteri; Beloniformes; Adrianichthyidae. The coding region runs from base 80 to 1768 and encodes 562 amino acids. The record is from RefSeq and is a predicted model, not a curated record. Gene Ontology annotation, molecular function: protein binding. The transcript has 7 exons.